Triticum aestivum (bread wheat) is the source of this 1358-nucleotide messenger RNA. Its product is annotated as scarecrow-like protein 3. The coding region runs from base 611 to 1051 and encodes 146 amino acids. The record is from RefSeq and is a predicted model, not a curated record. Lineage: Eukaryota; Viridiplantae; Streptophyta; Magnoliopsida; Poales; Poaceae. The transcript has a single exon.
UCUAGAUUCUUGUAAUAUAUAUUUAUGACCACUUUGUAUGCAUCGCAAGCUUGGGAACUUCUGAAUUCUGAUGAUGGUGGCACUGCAGGUUGUCCGCAUCGUUGACUUGUCCUGCUCAACCACCCACCAGUGGCAGUGGAUCAAGAUUCUUCAGGAUUUCCAUAGCCGCCCUGGGGGCCCGCCCGAACUACGCCUAACUGUUGUCCAUGAAGACAGUGAGUUCCUGGACAACAUGCAGGCGUGCCUGUGCAAGCAAGCUGCUAACCUCAAGCUAUGUUUUUAUUUCGACAAGGUGAUUGGCAAACUCGAGACAUUGGACUUCAGCAAUCUCCGCGAGAUCCUUAAGAUAAACUUCGGUGAGGCGGUUGUGAUCAGCUGUGCUCUACAGAUGCAUCGCCUCCUCGCGGUUGAUGACAGCAUAAGCCGUGACUUCACUGCUCAGCUCCAGCAAAUGGCAAACAUGGCUCGGCUUAAGCAAAUGGCCUGCUCAGCGUGCAGUCCAGCAUCGACACUGAACUAUCCGUAGACACCAUCCCCUCAACGCCAGAUACCAAGCCUGCUGGUGAGCUUCCUCUACGCCAUCCGUGCCCUUGACCCGAAGAUCAUUGUGAUGAUGGAGCAAGACGCGGACCACAACUCCCCGCUGUUCCACGAUCGGUUCACCAAGACAGUCGACUACUACGCCGCCCUCUUCGACAGCCUCAAUGCGGUGGAUGCAGCCAGCCCGCAGAGGGCUCGCGUGGAGAGGGUGCUCCUUGGGGAGGAGAUCAAGAAUAUACUGGUGUGUGACGGGGUCCACCGGCAUGAGCGGCAUGAGAGGCUGAGCCAGUGGGAAAUGCACAUGCAGCGUUGCGAGGUUGACCAUGUGCCGCUCAGCUUUGAAGCCAUCAGGGAGGGCAAGGAGAGGCUGAUGAGCUACGGAUUGAAACAAUGCAAGAGCAAAGAAGACAAGGCCGGCCUUCUGCUGUGCUGGGGUACAACUCGUCUGUACUCCAUUUCAGCCUGGAGACCACACAGCUCGAAUGCGGCGCCAAAUAAUGUGGCUGGCUAGCGCAGUACGUCUCCCAGUUCGUGGUGAUUUCUGGGGCUGCGAAUAAGACGCUGUUGCUUAAGAUAUGCUUGAAUGGCAACUCAAAUUGAUUGGUGCGAUGCCAAGCUUAGGUAUGUAGAGAUGAAAGUGAUGUGCUAUUUUCUGGAGAAUGUUACCGAACUGAUCUCGUCGUACUUUUCACCCUGCCUUCAUCAAAGUUGGGUUUCCCGAUUAGGAUAUGGUUUAGGGUGUAUUUGUUUCUAUGUUAUUGAUCAUCUUCAGUUGACCGGCUGAAAUAGAGCAGAGUUGAUUUUGGAGUUGCAAAGAA